This is a messenger RNA of Olea europaea var. sylvestris, 1221 nucleotides long. RefSeq lists its product as uncharacterized. Lineage: Eukaryota; Viridiplantae; Streptophyta; Magnoliopsida; Lamiales; Oleaceae. The coding region runs from base 131 to 883 and encodes 250 amino acids. The transcript is spliced from 5 exons. The record is from RefSeq and is a predicted model, not a curated record.
UACCACAUUUAUUAUCAUACUUUUCCUCCACAUUUUCCUUUGCCACCACCAUUCCUUCUCCUUCUUCUCUCCCAAAUUUCUACAUAUAUCUCUGCGUAUAACUGUCUCUAUAUUACGGUAAACAAGAGAUAUGAGUGAGGACGAAGAGUGGGUAAAAACGGCGAUGAUUGAUGACUUGAUGGUGGUGGAGCUCCUUAUGCGGCUAAACCAAUCUCAACAUCCGCCGCCUCCGCCGUCGGGGGAGAUUAAGCAGCUUAAGUGGAGCGUCCGUCAACGCCGGUCCAGACCUGCCACAGUUAAGCCGGCUACCAGAGCCAGCCCUACGACGCCACUGUCAUGGAGCGGUGGUGCCACCUCUCUCAGUGGCGGCUCUGGUGGCCGUGACGAAUCCAGUCAUUCUCCUCCCAAACUCUCUCACCAUGAAAGAUCUAAGAUUAAUAAUAGUAGUGAAAAAUCAGCCAUCAAGAGAUCAAGAAAGAAGAAGAACUUAACUGAACUGAAAGAAGAGGUGGACUUGCUGAGUAAGGAAAGGAGAGAAUUGAAGAGGGAAAUAUCAGCUUUACGAGUCAAUCUGGAGAAACAAAGGGUUACUAAUGUAAGCUUGAAGAAAAUGAAGAUGGAAUUGCAACCACUUAUGGAACAAGGAACAACAGCUCUGUCUGAGACAACAGUUUCUGGCCGAGUUCAGGAAAACAUUGCAUCUUGUCAACCAAUCAUUCCUAUUACACCGUCCCCAAUUAUCUCCAAAAACAUUGAUGGGCUGCAAUUCCCUGCAUCAGACGACUCUCCUGAAACAAAGGCAGUUGCGGCUGCCGAGGGUAAAUUCAUGCUUCCAGAUCUAAAUAUCACAUUCGACGAGGAAUCUGGAUAUGAAGUCAGCUAGUGGAAAGUCUCCUCACGAGUUAGACAAAUAUAACCAACUACACCUAUACUUAGUAAGGGAUAGUCUUGCAUUCUAGGAUGAAAUAUUGUAACUGUAUUAUAGGGAACUAAUUAGCCUCUCAAGGAUCUAUUCUUUUCGUUAAUUUCAUGAAGUUGCUGAGGAUUAGUGUAAAAAUCCUAAUUAGAUACAGCCAUAUUCUCCUCAUAGCUUUAAACUAGUCCAGUUCAUUUGGGCGAUUCAACAUUCCUUGUAUUUUCUUUCCGGGAAUGUGUGGGUGUAAUCCAUCUUGUGCUACAGUUUUUAGAUGUAUGGUAAACAAUGAGUCUUAUUUCCAAGGA